This is a messenger RNA of Falco peregrinus (peregrine falcon), 4046 nucleotides long. RefSeq lists its product as uncharacterized. The coding region runs from base 16 to 1884 and encodes 622 amino acids. Gene Ontology annotation, cellular component: cytoplasm. NCBI's taxonomy places the organism in Eukaryota, Metazoa, Chordata, Aves, Falconiformes, Falconidae. The transcript has 2 exons. The record is from RefSeq and is a predicted model, not a curated record.
CCGGCGCAGCGACCAAUGGCGGCCCGAGCGGCGCCGCGGCCCGCCGGGAGGCCCAGCCGGUGCGGCGGCGCCAUGAAGGAGCCGGCGGCGGCCGAGGAGGAGGUGUUGCGGGACUAUAUGGCGUACUACGCGGCCCGAGGGGCGGAGGGGAAGCUGGCGGCCUGCGACGAGGCGGCCCUGAAGGCGAGGGCGCGGCGGCUGCUGGGCUCGCGGCGACGCGGCGCCCUGGACGUGUGCGGCGUGGCGGAGCGGUGCCGGCGGGCCCGCGGCCGGCGGGGCGGCCCCGUCCUGCGUGACCUGCUGAAGGCGCUGGAGGUGCUGGAGCUGCUCUGCAUCAACCUGCUGCUCAGCCCGUGGCGCAAGGAGAUCCGGUCGCUGAAGACAUUCACCGGUAAUUUUGUCUACUGUAUUCAGUCUGUGCUCCCAGAUGACAUUGUAAAAACAGUACUGGAGAAAAUAGGUUACAUUGCAACAACAGCAACAGAGUUUUCACUUGUCAAAAAAAGAAACAACGAGGAAACAAAGCAGACUGCAUUUGAAAUGUUCCUGGCAAGAAUUGAGUGUGAAACCAUCCUUGAAAUGACAAAUGAAGAAAAACAUAGCAAUUUGGAGAAGACCUUACAGAAGCAAACACAAAUGCACGGGCAUCAUGGAGAUAACGACAAAGAGAAUCAACCCCUGAGAGAAGAUGCUGAAAAUCUAGAAAAUAAAGAAAACAGUGAGACAUCUUUGUGCCUUGCUACUCAACAGAAGUCUUCAACUAAUAGUGAUAUGUACUUUGAAACUGCUGAGGAUCUCAAGAUCAAAGAUGACAUGCCUCAGUUAGCAGUUGCUCAAUCCACUAACAGGCUUCAGGAACACCAAAGGCAAGUCAUUAACACUGUACAUUUUCCAGGCAAAUGCUCAGACAGCGAGGACUUCUUGAUCAAAUAUAGUGACAUUGUUAUAGGACAAACACCUAUUUUCAGUGAGACUCUUCCUCCAAAAGCUUUUGAAAAAAAGCCAAGAGUCAGUCUAAGUGAAGAAUGUGUUUUGGCAGUCACUGCAGAGUCAACUGCAAAUGAGAUCAGGCCUGUGCCACUCUCACCAGGAGCAAGCGGUCCGCCAGCCUUUGCAAUAUUUGCUGACAGCUCUUGUGACAGCAAAAACACUUCGGUGUACAAAGCUCAGGUCAUCCCUGAAGAAUCAAUUGAAGCAGAAAUUAAUGAUGCCAUAAAUUGCAUAGACCCAGACCCUACAGAUGAACCCAAUGAGCUGAAGUCUCUGCCAUACAAGGACGUUGCAUCUGUCCAAAACUGCAGUGUCCCUAGGGAGGAGGAAGAUUGUGAGCUGCCUUUAACCUUCACAAAACUACAGAUCGAGGACUCUCAGGAAGACCUUAGGUAUCCAGUAGAGGAAACCGGCCAACCUGAGUCAGUAUCAUAUGCAAGUACAAGUGACAGGCAUGUAAAAGACCUUAAUCACUCCAAAAUAAAACAUACAUAUCUGACUAACGCUCAGAUGCAGAACACAGCAGCUGUACAUACUGAGCCAUCUUCAGAUCUAUGCUGUACUACUGGGAACAUGGAGGAUUCCACAACUGGUUCUGAUAGCAAGAGACUAUUAAUGGAUACUUCUAAUGCACAUACAGCAUCUGAGUGCUUCAGACACAUUAGAGAGCCCCCAUACCUCACCUACAUUCCACCACAAAGUAUUGAUGUUCGGUCUUCAUGCAUAAGAAGGACCAACACACAGGGCAGAAGGAACCUCUUGCAGCCUGAAUGUGACUCUUCUGAAUGUGGUGAAGUAAAGGUGGAAAACUGUAAUUCGAAAGUAAAUGAAAUCCAGGAGCCUUAUGUCAUUAUUGACAAAACUGACCAAGGAAUGUUAUGCCAUCACCCUUGAUUCUACCAGUGCUUUAUUUGUAAUCUGCCUGGGUUUUUUCCUCUCACUUGUGGCAUUGAUCAUGUUUUCAAGGAGAUAAUUAGCUUUGUCAAAACUUUAUAAAAACAAACAAAAAAAAUCCGCCACCCAUUUUGGACAGUAAAAAAAGGGAAGUAGUUGAACAAAUUCUUAAUGGCCCACUCUCAUCUGGAACCUUGGGCACUGCAACCUCAGUGGUCGCCUUUCUAAAGCAUCAGCAACAUCUGUAAAUUGGAAUCCAUUUAAUUCAUUACCCAGAUUCCUUCUGGCUGUACUUAAUGCCAGACAGGUUUCUUCCAUUAAGCACACUUCUAUACUGUUCUCCUUUUUUUGAUUUGUUUUUGGGGGGUUUUGGUUGGGUUGUUUGGUUGGGUUUUUUCCUUUACAGACCUAUUCCUGGAGUAUUCUUUUGAGUAUAACAUGCUGUACAAUGAUAAAAACAGGUAAAUGUUUCUAAGCUGGAAGACCCAACUUCAUAGCUUACAAAUGCUAUACUAGCGCUUACUUCUGUUAACUCAUUACAUUCCUGUGAAGCUGUGCUCUGAGCUAAUCUUGCUCUUGUUUUCAAUUAAAAGUUAAGUUUAGGAAGUUUGAUAAUAUUCCUUUAGGUUUAAAGAAGGAAAUAGCCCUGUGAACACUUUUGGUUUUAUAGAGGCAAUAACCCAUAACUGCAGAUUUUAUACCUGUCUUCACUUGUUACCAACAUUUUUUGUGGCUACCACCACAAAUUUCAAGAGAAGCACUGAGCAUCAUAAUCAUUCACUGCUACCAGAUGAGCGACAUCCAGCCACUGCUGCCAUUUCUGUUACCCCUGUUCCUGCCACUUAAGUUUGCUCCAGCUUUGGAGUUCACUGGACUUUUCUGUAAGCCAGUUCAACUCGCUUCAUGGUGGGGAAGAAACUGCCAUUCUCUGCCAUUUUAGAAGCAGGAAAAAAGUCAGAUCAGAGAAGGGUCCUGGUGAGCACUGCAGAAGCCAGGCUAAGGAAUACCCUGUAGGUGGGAGUGCUGUGUGAGCACUGUGCUGUGAAGGAAAGGGAGCAGGACUGAUAGGUCGGAUCAGCUGUAAGCUGGAGUCCCAGCACUGACAACCUCUGUCAUACAGAGCAUUUAAUUAAAUUUAGAAAAGCACACAGUCGCUGGUACUGUAUUUCAGCACAGUCUUCAUUGCUUCUUUAUGCAUUUGUUACCUAGAAAGACAGCCGAAUACUGCUUCAACUAACUUUUCCAGUAGCACAUCAAUGCUAAGAAUGUGUUGUCUUAUGUAUAGUUAAAAUAUUCGCUGAAAUUAAUUUGGUAUAUAUUUUUUAUAAUUGUUUAUAAUAAACUUCCCCCCAAAAUUCGAAGAGGAGCACAUGGAUUACACUAGAAAAACCUCAGGAGCUAAAAUGUAAAGAUCAGCUUUUUGUCAUCACCUGAUCUCAGCACUGUAGGGGGAGUAAAACUUUGACCAAGCUAACAUGAAGUGACAGGACUGCCUUCAGCUGUACAAGAGGUUGGAGAAACAGAUGUUAUGAACAUUAUACUUCUGUACUGGUUCUGGCUAGGAUUGAGAUAAGUUUCUUAACAGCAACCUUCGCAGUGAUGUGUUUGCAAUUUGUAGCUAAAAUUUUGAAAAUAGGAGAGUGUUUUGGUUAUUACUGAGCAGUGCUUGCACAGUGUCACAGAUUUCUUUUUCUAAAAAAAUUAGAAACCCCGGUUAGGAACUGGGAGAGGGCAGAGCUGGGACAGCUGACCUGAACUGGCUAAAGGGAUAUGCCAUACAUGCUCGGCAGUAAAACUGGGAUGGCAGAAGGUUGGGGGUUUUGUCUGCCAAGGUAGCCACUGCUCAGAGAUGGGCUGGGCACGGGUCUGCUUGUGGGAGGUGGUGAGUUACUGCCAUUGCAUCACUUGUUUGCCCCCACCCUCUUUCCUUCACUUACUAAACCUCUAUCUCAACCCAAAAGUUAACUUGAUUUUGCUCUUCUCCCCUGUCCUGCUGGGGAAGGGGGGGAGCAAGCAGCUGUGCAGGAGCUUGGCUGCUGGCUUGGUCAACCCACACUAUCUCCUUACUCUUCUUUCAAGUACCCAUCUGUUCUUCCUAACCAUCUUGGUUUUAUAAGCUAUAUUUUCCCCCUGUGGGGGUUAUUAAAAUUAUGUGUUUUAAA